This is a messenger RNA of Melampsora larici-populina 98AG31, 1452 nucleotides long. RefSeq lists its product as uncharacterized. Lineage: Eukaryota; Fungi; Basidiomycota; Pucciniomycetes; Pucciniales; Melampsoraceae. Bases 1 to 1452 code for a protein of 483 amino acids. The transcript is spliced from 6 exons. The record is from RefSeq and is a predicted model, not a curated record.
AUGGCCAGGAAACCCACCUACAUCAAACUUCUUACUUUGAUAUUUUAUGUCGCUUUUUUGGUAUGUGUUGCCGAAUGUACGCUUCAUGCAGCACAAUAUUCGGAGGUGCAUUCAAUGGACAUGAAACCCGAGCGAUGGGGUCCAUCAGCUUCGCAAGUCUCCUAUAACAAAGUUGUUCCAGAGAAUCAAGAAGGGUACCAAGCAGGAGAAUGGAAACUCGUAUCACAGAAGAGGGGAUCCAAGAAACGACUGGAGCGAGAUGAUUUGACGAAAGACGGUCGAAAGCUGAAGAAGAAAGUCCAACAAGACAAUCGAGAAAGGUAUCAAGCAGGAAAAUUGAAACCUGCACCACAGAACAAGGGGUCUGAAAACCGGUUGGGACGAGAUGGCUCGAUGAAAAAUGGUCUGGAGAAGAAAGCCACAAAAGGUAUCUUCAAGCCUCCCCAAAUGCAUGGCCUUCGAAUCUUUUCAGAGCACAGGACCCCUUUCUCUUGGAAUGUCGAUUCAGUGGAGACCACUCUGACUAACAGGUUUGAUGAAAUCACUGGGAAUGCUUUGGGCGGAAAAGAUAAAGCUUUAUGCCGAGAGCGAACAAUCUCAUUAAUCCCAAGAUUCAUGAAUAUUUUUGCUUACAAUGGAGGUCAAACUUUUGAGAACUUAAGGGAAGAGAUGCUGGUCACUCUUCGUAGUAUCCUUCAAAGGCCUGAGAGUAACGGGUUUUCACAGGCUGAAGAAUGCUUAAGUCACAACAUCUAUACCACGAUUGAGGGAGCCAUUGAGGAUCUACAGUUCUUGAUUGGUACCGAUUCUGCAAGUAUAUCUAAACUACUCAAAAUUCAGGACGAGAGAACCAAAGCGUUACUUUCUAUGUAUCAAUAUACGGUUAAUUUUGGAGAGGGAACAGAUGGAAUAUUCCACCGAAUGAUAGAAUUGGUUGAUCACACUCUGGGAAGAUUUGUUUGGUCCUAUGGAAUCGAGCCUCCACAUUUCUUGAUGCAACUUGAUCGUUCCAACUUGGAUCUCCACAACAAGAUCAGUAACGGCUCUCUAUGGCUAGCCACAAUGGGAUUUGACAACAGGAUGAGUCAAGAGGCAGCGCAUAAGCUCGGUGAAGCUGUAGCAAAGCGAAGCGCCCACAACCCACUUCUGCGUCAAAUGCUUGAUUAUGUGUCAACGCUCACAGGCGCCCUCGCCAAGGAGGACCUCUUGAGAACUUUGGAAGUCUCCCGUGCUCGCGAUGAGGUCUCGUCUCGGAUAGCAGUAUACUUUGGCGAUCUCAGAAAGCAGAUAUGGUUGACAAACUUCGCCGAUCAUGAGCCCGAGAAACCUGUGGAGUCCUGGGAAGCUGUAGAAUCUGCAGCACAACAGCUUGCAGCACAAAACAUUAUGGAGUGGCGUAGCUAUGGUCUCCAAUUGGGUACUAUAUUUGAUGAAUUCCGAAGCAUCUGUUGA